Messenger RNA from Uloborus diversus, 2955 nucleotides. Its product is annotated as protein timeless-like. The annotation marks the transcript as partial. The record is from RefSeq and is a predicted model, not a curated record. Gene Ontology annotation, cellular component: replication fork protection complex. Lineage: Eukaryota; Metazoa; Arthropoda; Arachnida; Araneae; Uloboridae. Gene Ontology annotation, molecular function: DNA binding. The transcript has 20 exons. Gene Ontology annotation, biological process: DNA repair; replication fork arrest; DNA replication checkpoint signaling.
CCAGCCCAAAGGGGAUCCAAAAAAGCGCAAGAAAAGUAUUUUACGUGGUUCUGUUCAUCUCUAUAAGAGGCCCCCAAAGAUGUAUCACGAAUGACUUCCAAAUCUAGGUUCUUGAAAAGUUGGAAACAGCAUUGCAAAAUGAAGAUGUCGUUAAUAGGAAUGUUCGACUUGCCUUGCAUAUUUGUGAUACCGUGACAAAUGAUUUGGUUCCGAUUAUCAUUUAUGAAAAAGAUCCCAAAAUUCGUGCAAUAGGUAUUAGAAUUUUGGUGUCCUUAUCAAUGCCAGUGGAAUGCUUAUUGCCAAUAGAAGACAUCCGAAAUGACACCAAGUCUCAAAAUGUUCGAAAAAAGCUCAUCCUUUGCACUUUUACCAUUAAAAAAGCUUUUUUAGAUGCAUGUGCUACAUUAUCCCUGGUGUCUAUGAUGAGAGAAGCAAUGAUUAGAGCUGAAAAACAUUCAAAUGCUCUGGAGAAAGAAGAGUGUAUCCAUUUAAAGAACUGUCUUGUUCUUCUACGAAAUCUGUUGCACAUUCCCGAGGAUGCAAAAUCAUCAAAAGAAUCAAGACUCUGCUUAACUCAUUGGCUGGCUGUACAGAAGAAACUGAUUUGGAACAUAUUUGUUCAAGGCAUUGAUGGUGCCCUUUUGAUGAUGUUGAAUAGCAAAUACAGAACUCAUUGGACUGAGCCUUUAGCCUUUAUCAUUGCUCAGAUAUACCGAAAUCAGAAUGUCUCUAAGAUUCAUCAAGCAUUAGGCACGAUUUCUUCUCCAUCUGAUAGUUCUGAAGAUGAUGAAGGAAGUGAUGGUUCAAAAAAUUCAUCAGCAUCAAUGAGCAGUGAACCAAGUAAAGUGAUCAACACCAGCGAUUCUGGAUAUCCAGUAUCUGACAGUUCUUUAAAUAAUCCUGAAGAUAAUUCUGUAAAUAAUAAUGAAAUGGAUUCUUCGGAGAAACUUACAGCUUGCUGUAAUGACAGUACUAUUUGUUAUAAUGGCAUACAAACUAAACUACAAAAAGUGCAGUUGAGUGAAGAGGAUGAAGCAUCAACUAAUCAAGUUUCUCCUCCCCCUGCACCUCCUAAAAAUGUAUUUUUUGGUAAAACAAAGCACCGUAUUUCGUCAAAAAGCAAUUAUGAUCAAAAUGAAAAUUACCCAGAAAGCUCAAGCAGCUCCGAAUCACCUCUUCAUAAAAAAAUUAAAGGUAAUUGUUUUUCAAAAGAUUCUGCGAAGGUAGAGCUUACAGAUGACGAUACUGUCCUAAGUAUGAGUCUGGGUGGCAGUUCAGCUGAUUUUCGGGAUAAAUCAUCAGAAGAAAAUUUUCCUGAUAGAAAAGCAAAUAAAAACUCUAAACUUCAUAAAAUGAGAAGUGCUCAAAACCAACCUAAAAUUCUCGAGAGUGAUUCAAGUAAUGAAGAUCUUAUAAAAAAUACAAAGCACCGGAACCAUCCUCCUGUCUUCUGGAGAGGUAAAAGUCCUAGGCGUAGUAAUGGUUGUAUUCCUUCUAUUUGUUUGGAUUCUGCAAAUCUGGUAUCCUCAAAAAGAAGAUUUAGGUAUCCACUAUUGGAGAAAAGAAAUAGUAUGCUUACUUUACUUGAUGAAACAGCACUUGCCCCAUCUGAUGAUGAUUUAAGGAAUGUUUUGAAGGAAUUUACAAUGAGUUUCAUGCACAGUGGUUUUUCUCAACUAAUUAUGGACAUAAAGAAAUUGAUUAUUGAAGAAAGUUUCGAGACUAUUGAUAAGUCGCUCUUUUUCUGGAUAUUCAAUUAUUUCGUGCACCUCGCUGCAGCUGUUCACCUAAACUAUGAUCAUUUAAGUGAUAUUCUUUCUAUUGAUAUCAUCAGUUUUCUGGUACAUGAAUGUGUCGCAACUUCUGAAAAUAUGGAGCUGCACUCGAAAACAAAUGUAAAAUUAGCAAAGUAUAUAGCUGUUCAUUUGAGCUUAAUUGUGGCAGCUUUAAAAGAGGUGCUUCAUGUAAUUGACAUAUACUCAAAAAAGAUCACUUCACAGAGGGAAAAAAUUUUCUUCAAUUAUUUGUGUGGGAUGCUUGCUGGACUUAAAGAUCUAAGACUUAUCCCUCUUCUUUUGCUCCAAAAUUGCCCAAUAACUAACAUGAAGAGGUAUUUAGAAGAUGUUGUGACUAUCAAUCAUCAAAUCAUCACUUUAUCAGAGAGAAAUAACGAACUUUGCUGGGGGCCUAGAAGAGUUGAUACGUUGGAACACUUGAAACUAUUUUCUACUCCUACAAUUAUGAAAUGCUAUGGGAAGCUUUUGCAGAAUUUCAGAAACAACAGUUCAAUGGUGAAUGAAUGCAUAUUUACCAUGUUUCACCACAUAGCAGGGGAUGUUAAUUCUUCUCAUUUACUACUUGAUCCUUCAAUAUUAAAGUCAUUUUCCGAUCUUCUCCAGAAUGAUGUAGAGUUGGACCACUAUCAGGAAGACUUGAUUAUAUACAUAUUGAACAAAUUUGCUUUGCAAAAGAAGAGACUAAUGGUUGGGGAAACUAUUGAUGAACCUGGAAAUACUGAAGAACGCGAACCAAGUGAAUCAUCAAGCAGUUCUAGUUGUGAUGACAGUGACGACUUAUUAAACGAAGAUGAUGAUGAACUGCUUUGGUGGUUCCUGCAAUUUGAGCAAGAUAAAGAUCCUGUUUCUAGGAUUUCGGAGCAUACUUCAAUCUCAAAGCAAGAUAUUCUUUCAAAACUGCAAUUUAAAGGGAUUAUAACGUCUGAAAAGCGCAAGAAGUUUGAAGAAACAAUGAAGGUGUGCAAUGAACUGAAUCAGGAGAAAGAACUAACUCAAGUUCCUGAUUUUGAUGAAAACAUACCAACUCUUCUGCGAACAUUGGUGCAGGCUGGAUCACGUAAGCACUUGAUAUGGCUUCAAGAUAUACUAUUAGAAACAUGCUACGCUAAACUAGGAUUUGAUUACCUAGUUCCUGACUGUAUAGUUUGCUGUUCAACCA